CGGGCGGCGGCGGCGGCGGCGCACGGCGGCGGCGGCUCCACUUUCCAGGACUCAGGGGCGGCGACAGCGCCAGCCGCGGGCAGCAGGCUGGGCAGCCGGAGCUGGAACGGCCGGGCGCGGCGGCGGCGCCGGGGGAUCUAAAAUGUCCACUGAGGCACAAAGAGUUGACGACAGUCCGGGCACUAGUGGAGGAAGCUCCGAUGGAGACCAGCGUGAGAGUGUCUAGUGGGAACCAGAGAGAGAGCAGGUUCAGCCGAAGAAGAAGGAGGGGAAGAUAUCCAGCAAAACAGCUGCUAAACUGUCUACUAGUGCUAAAAGAAUUCAGAAGGAACUUGCAGAAAUUACGUUGGGCCCACCCCCCAACUGUAGAUUUUCAGAGUAAUCUCCACAAAGUGUACCAGGCUAUAGAGGAGGCCGACUUCUUCGCCAUCGAUGGGGAGUUUUCAGAUCUAGGAAUCAGCGAUGGACCUUCAGUCACCGCAUUAACAAAUGGUUUUGACACUGCAGAAGAAAGGUAUCAGAAGCUUAAAAAGCAUUCCAUGGACUUUUUGCUGUUUCAGUUUGGCCUUUGCACUUUUAAGUAUGACUACACAGAUUCAAAGUAUAUAACGAAGUCUUUUAACUUCUAUGUUUUCCCGAAACCCUUCAAUAGAUCCUCACCAGAUGUCAAAUUUGUUUGUCAGAGCUCAAGCAUUGACUUUCUAGCAAGCCAAGGAUUUGAUUUUAAUAAGGUUUUUCGCAACGGAAUUCCGUACUUAAAUCAGGAAGAAGAAAGACAGUUAAGAGAGCAGUAUGAUGAGAAGCGUUUGCAGUCCAACGGCGCAGGUGCUCUGUCCUACACGUCUCCUAACACUUCAAAGUGUCCCGUGACAAUUCCUGACGAUCAGAAGAAGUUUAUUGACCAAGUAGUAAAGAAAAUAGAAGAUUUAUUACAAAGUGAAGAGGACAAGAACUUGGAUUUAGAGCCAUGUACUGGGUUCCAAAGAAAACUGAUUUAUCAGACUUUGAGCUGGAAGUAUCCCAAAGGCAUUCAUGUUGAGACUUUAGAAACUGAAAAGAAAGAGCGAUACAUUGUUAUCAGCAAAGUAGAUGAAGAAGAACGCAGAAGAGAGCAGCAGAAACACGCUAAGGAACAGGAAGAACUGAAUGAUGCCGUGGGAUUUUCUAGAGUCAUUCAUGCCAUUGCUAAUUCGGGGAAGCUUGUCAUUGGACACAACAUGCUCUUGGAUGUCAUGCACAUUCAUCAGUUCUACUGCCCUCUGCCCGUGGACUUAAAUGAAUUUAAGGAGGUGACAACAUGUGUUUUCCCCAGGCUCUUGGAUACAAAAUUGAUGGCCAGCACACAACCUUUUAAGGAUAUCAUUAACAACACAUCCCUUGCAGAAUUGGAAAAGCGGUUAAAAGAGACACCUUUCAACCCUCCUAAAGUUGAAAGUGCAGAAGGCUUUCCGAGUUACGACACGGCUUCUGAGCAGCUCCACGAGGCCGGCUAUGAUGCUUAUAUUACAGGACUGUGUUUCAUCUCCAUGGCCAACUACCUAGGUUCUUUUCUUGGUCCUCCAAAGAGUCAUGUAUCUGCCAGAUCAAAACUCAUCGAACCUUUUUUUAACAAGUUAUUUCUUAUGAGAGUCAUGGAUAUCCCCUAUCUAAACUUGGAAGGACCAGACUUGCAGCCUAAACGUGAUCACGUCCUCCAUGUGACAUUCCCCAAAGAAUGGAAAACCAGCGACCUUUACCAGCUUUUCAGUGCCUUUGGUAACAUUGAGAUAUCCUGGAUUGAUGACACGUCAGCAUUUGUUUCUCUCAGCCAGCCUGAACAGGUACCAAUUGAUUUUCAGAGUAAUCUCCACAAAGUGUACCAGGCUAUAGAGGAGGCCGACUUCUUCGCCAUCGAUGGGGAGUUUUCAGGAAUCAGCGAUGGACCUUCAGUCACCGCAUUAACAAAUGGUUUUGACACUGCAGAAGAAAGGUAUCAGAAGCUUAAAAAGCAUUCCAUGGACUUUUUGCUGUUUCAGUUUGGCCUUUGCACUUUUAAGUAUGACUACACAGAUUCAAAGUAUAUAACGAAGUCUUUUAACUUCUAUGUUUUCCCGAAACCCUUCAAUAGAUCCUCACCAGAUGUCAAAUUUGUUUGUCAGAGCUCAAGCAUUGACUUUCUAGCAAGCCAAGGAUUUGAUUUUAAUAAGGUUUUUCGCAACGGAAUUCCGUACUUAAAUCAGGAAGAAGAAAGACAGUUAAGAGAGCAGUAUGAUGAGAAGCGUUUGCAGUCCAACGGCGCAGGUGCUCUGUCCUACACGUCUCCUAACACUUCAAAGUGUCCCGUGACAAUUCCUGACGAUCAGAAGAAGUUUAUUGACCAAGUAGUAAAGAAAAUAGAAGAUUUAUUACAAAGUGAAGAGGACAAGAACUUGGAUUUAGAGCCAUGUACUGGGUUCCAAAGAAAACUGAUUUAUCAGACUUUGAGCUGGAAGUAUCCCAAAGGCAUUCAUGUUGAGACUUUAGAAACUGAAAAGAAAGAGCGAUACAUUGUUAUCAGCAAAGUAGAUGAAGAAGAACGCAGAAGAGAGCAGCAGAAACACGCUAAGGAACAGGAAGAACUGAAUGAUGCCGUGGGAUUUUCUAGAGUCAUUCAUGCCAUUGCUAAUUCGGGGAAGCUUGUCAUUGGACACAACAUGCUCUUGGAUGUCAUGCACAUUCAUCAGUUCUACUGCCCUCUGCCCGUGGACUUAAAUGAAUUUAAGGAGGUGACAACAUGUGUUUUCCCCAGGCUCUUGGAUACAAAAUUGAUGGCCAGCACACAACCUUUUAAGGAUAUCAUUAACAACACAUCCCUUGCAGAAUUGGAAAAGCGGUUAAAAGAGACACCUUUCAACCCUCCUAAAGUUGAAAGUGCAGAAGGCUUUCCGAGUUACGACACGGCUUCUGAGCAGCUCCACGAGGCCGGCUAUGAUGCUUAUAUUACAGGACUGUGUUUCAUCUCCAUGGCCAACUACCUAGGUUCUUUUCUUGGUCCUCCAAAGAGUCAUGUAUCUGCCAGAUCAAAACUCAUCGAACCUUUUUUUAACAAGUUAUUUCUUAUGAGAGUCAUGGAUAUCCCCUAUCUAAACUUGGAAGGACCAGACUUGCAGCCUAAACGUGAUCACGUCCUCCAUGUGACAUUCCCCAAAGAAUGGAAAACCAGCGACCUUUACCAGCUUUUCAGUGCCUUUGGUAACAUUGAGAUAUCCUGGAUUGAUGACACGUCAGCAUUUGUUUCUCUCAGCCAGCCUGAACAGGUACCAAUUGACUUAGCUUUGGAAUCAAACCCUUUUGACCACCCAAGGGCAAGCACAAUUUUCCGGAGCAAAUCUGAAACGGACGUGCGAGAAAAGAGGAAGAGCAACCAUUUAAACCAUGUAUCUCCAAGGAAGCUUACUAAAAGGUAUAGCUCAUGCCCAACCAUAUUUCCAGAUGACAGCACAGUCAGCGAGCCUAAUCUUAGAACCACAAUAAAAUGGGUGAGCUUAGAAAUAUAUAACCACAUAAAAAACAGAGAUUCUAAUAGGUCCUUGGACAUUUUUGAUGAGAGAUCACAUCCACUCACACGAGAAAGGGUUCCGGAGGAGUACUUUCAGCAUGAUCCUGAACCCAAAUACAUCUACAGAUUUGUGUAUGCUCUCUUCAGUGCCGCCCAGCUGGCUACUAUUAAAUGUGCAAUAGUGACUUUGGUUUACUUAGAAAGGCUUUUAACUUAUGCUGAGAUCGACCUUUGCCCCACUAACUGGAAAAGAAUUGUUUUGGGAGCCAUUCUUCUUGCCUCCAAGAUUUGGGACGAUAAGGCUAUUUCGGACUACUGCCAGAUCCUAAAGGACAUUACACUUGAGGACAUGAAUGAGGCGGAACUGCACUUUGUGGAGCUCCUCCAGUUUCAUCUUAAGGUUUCCACCAGUGUUUAUGCCAGAUACUACUUUGACCUUUUCUCCUUAGCAGAUGACGACAACCUGAGUUUUCCAAUUGCUCCUUUUAGCACAGAAAGAGCACAGAGCCUAGAGGCCAUCUCCAGACUGUGUGAAGACAAAUACAAAGUGGGCAGAGUUGCUGUGAGAAGGUCUUUCAGCGCUGAUCAUUUCAUUGGUAUUCAGCGCUCCAAUGCCAUCCUCUCAUGAACAGAGAGAGGUGAGGGGUUGUAACAUCAUGAACCCCUCGUAACAAGGACUGGAGAAAUACCACCUCUCCUGCUCAGAAACCAGCAAAGUUAGUAUUUCACCCAGAAGAAAGACACUGAAUUCAAGAGACUUGCAGACAGCAAAGGUUAUGGUCAUAGGAAAAAACUGGACCUUGUCAAGACAACACACUCUUCUGUCCUUUUUAAUGUAAACAGAGUUACAAAAACCACUCCAAAGCUAAAAGCUCCCAACCCACCCACAGAUAUUUGCUUACUGUGUAGGCCGAUAACUGUGAACUAUGUGAGGUUUUUUUAAUAGUUUAAAUUUUUAGACUUUAAAGACACUAACUGUAUAACUUUUACUUUUUCCUAUUUUUCUCACCCAUAUUGCUGCAUAUUCCUUUAGAAUCAGUGCAGUAUUGCCGUUCAAACACGGGACUCCUGACAACUCAUAUAGCCACUUAGGAACAGACUGCUGUAGCACUGUUAGGUUUUGAAGGAUUCUUCCUCCCUAUUUCAUUGAAGCUGCUAGUCAUUUUUGGCAAUCAGUUUAAACCAAAAAGCUGCUGAAUAACACUUGUCAUUCAGUUUUUUUGCAAGCACUACUUAUUAGCAUAUUAGCAUGUUUGGGAUCAUAAGCAGAGAAAGUAUGUUGUUACCUGCUUCUAUUGGGUCCCUGCUGCGUUUCUUGUUAACUCUAAUGGUGCUUCUCAUUUUCUGAUGAUUUUCCUCUUUGUUAAAUACUUGUAUUAAAGGAUAUUUUCAUAAUUGCAGCCAACCUGUUAGUCCAGGAAUAAGCAGAUAGUGAAAUAGAAGGUGUCCCAAAAGUCUUGGUGCAAUUUUAAGCUUUAAUACAGUGUGCUUGGACACUCCAGGACACUGCCGUGGAAGUAUAAAUGCUACAGACGCAAAAUGUGACUUGAAAGUUUACUUGAAUUUCUUCUAAACUCAUUUGGUUUUGUAAAUCUUAGAUGUUAAGCUUUUAAUUUGAAUUUUUUGUUUCAGUCCCUCUUGAAGAUGGCAAACAAUAGGCUAAAACAAAAGAUUAAAAUUAAGAGCUUAAUGUUUAAAAUUUACAAAACUAAAUGAGUUUAGAAGAAAUUCAAGUAAACUCUCAGGUGAUGUUUUGUAAGUUUGUAGCAUUUAUAUUUCUACAAGUAUCAAAGCUUCAAAUUGCACCAAGACUUCAGGAGGAUAUCUUGUAUCUUUAUAGACCUGGCCUCCUCUUUUUAAAAUAGUCCUUUGCCUGGCUGGGCUGUUGAUCUGCUUGAGCCCGGAAGUUUCUUUUUUAUAGGUUUGGUAAAGGAAUUACGAACAAUAGCAUUAGUUAUCGAUAAUAAACUGAAAGGAACUGGACCCUAGUAGUAGUGACAGGGAAGUAAGCGACAUGAAACAGCUUUUCUGUUCUGCGUGUUAACCUGGCUGUAGGUGUGUCAGUUCAAGUUGUUACUUGAGGAAAGAUAAAUCUUAGGAACCCUUACCUCAGGCUUUUUAAAACACAGGGUACCACUUAGCCACCAGGAAGCCCAUUAAAAGACAGGGAGGUCCAGUAAUCAGUCUUUUAGGAAAUUGGUAAUGAUGUCACCUAAAUGUGAAACAUUAAAAAAAAAAAGUGUUCUCAACUAUGUAAAAUCUUUCUCCUACCUUCUCAAACAUAAUCCUAGGAAUUUUGCCUGUAAACAAAGCAUUUCUGGGCUAUAAAUACUUUCUCUCUUUAUAGCAAGGCUUCAUAUUAUAUUGAGUGCCACAGGUUCCAUCAUUUUUAAAGGACAGAGACAUAAACGAUAAAUAAUGGAUAUAAAAUAUUACAGUCUACCACCUCAAAAAAUGUUGUUUAUGGAGCUUGGAGAUUCAAGUAUCGAUUGCAGUUUUAUUUUGAAAAGGAUGCUACAACUUGUGUGGUUUUUCUUCCUCAUGUUUAUAUUAAAAGAAAAGAAUAAAAGUAUUUUAAUUAAAAUA
Messenger RNA from Cervus elaphus (red deer), 6103 nucleotides. RefSeq lists its product as uncharacterized. NCBI's taxonomy places the organism in Eukaryota, Metazoa, Chordata, Mammalia, Artiodactyla, Cervidae. Gene Ontology annotation, cellular component: cytoplasm; nucleus. The record is from RefSeq and is a predicted model, not a curated record. Gene Ontology annotation, biological process: nuclear-transcribed mRNA poly(A) tail shortening. Gene Ontology annotation, molecular function: poly(A)-specific ribonuclease activity; RNA binding; metal ion binding.